Molecule: messenger RNA, 2379 nt
Organism: Paramecium sonneborni
Lineage: Eukaryota; Ciliophora; Oligohymenophorea; Peniculida; Parameciidae
Source: the annotation of a GenBank genome assembly
AUGGAUUCAUAAUAAGAACAAAUUUUGCAAGACUUUUAAGAUUAUAUUUCUAAAAAGGUUUAAUUGAACGUGCUUUGUAAUUAUGGAUUAAGUGAUAGCAUCUAAGAAUAUGAAAUUUCUUCUUGGAACUUUCGUAUGGCCCGAUGGGUCAAGAAAAAGAUUUAAAUAAAAUUAAGUGAGAAGAAUGAAAUAGAAUUCAUAAUGUCUGAAUCAAUUCUACAAAAGUAAAUCAAUCUUUCAAUAAAUAUAAAGAACAGACAUAUCUGAUAUUUUUGAGAUGCCCUAAUUGUUGACUAAUAUGGAAUAGAUUAAAUAUCUUAAGUGGUUAGGAAAAUACGGAGAUGAUAGAAGAAAAAUUGGUCAGUGGAGAGCUACUUGGUAAAGAGAGAUUCUUUUGAAUGUUGGUGGGUAUUAUAGUUAAAUAUAAAAAUUAUCUUGAAAUUAGAUUCUACGAUGUUGAUGGAUAAAAGUAAGGACUCUGGAAAGAACUAAUAUAAAAUUUUUGGUCGUAAGUUUUUGUUAAUAAUUAUUAAUAGUGAAGCUCAAGUAUUUUAAAUAGGAGAAUAUUGGUAAAGUAAGAAAAUAGGAAUAUGGAGAUAUAUUUAUAAAGAUAAUAUAAUGUACUACAUUUAAUAAAUAUUUUAGUGGUGGAGGUCGAUAUAAUGAGAAAGGUUUAAAAAAUGGAAAAUGGAUUGAUUUGAGUCACAGAUUUUGGAAGUAUCUUUUUUUAAGAGAAUAACUAUUAGUCAGAAUUAAUUGAUGUAUGUGGGAGAAUAUAUAAAUGAUUUAAAAGUUGGUCAAUGGGAAAUUUGGUAUAAAAAAUAUUAGGGAAAUAAAAAAUUAAUACAGAUGUAAUUGAGUGAUAUUUAAAGUAUUAUUUUAAUUUUGUCAAACUUAAAAACAGUGGUGGUGGAAGCUAUAUUAUCAUAAAGGGAGUUAAUGGUAUUGCAAGUUCAUAAAAGAUUGGAAUAUGGGUUGAGUUUGGUAAUUCUUUUUUCAAGUAUUUAUGUUUAGUAUUAAAUUAUUAGUUAGAAUCCAGUAACAUAUUAUGGGCAAUAUAGAUAUGGUAGAAAAGUUGGUUAAUGGGAUAUAUGGUUAAAGAGUUUAAAUAUUUAUUGUAGAGAUGAAAAAAUGUAAGAAUUAAAAAAUUUAAAUCUAAUUUUCCUUGAAAUAAAAAGUGGAGGUGGAUAGUAUUGCGAAAAUUCAGAAUAUUAUGAUUGCAAUAUGGAGUCAAUAAAGAUUGGAAGGUGGAUUGAAUUGAAUGAGGAGUAAUUUUUAUUUGAAGUAAUAAAUUUUUUAGAAAUUGUUUAUUCACUUAUAAUGGUGAAUAUAAAAAUGGUAGAAAAGUUGGAAAAUGGGAUAUUUAUUAUCGAAAUAACAGGAUGUAAGAUUAUAUAUUGAAAGACUCAAAGUGGUGGAGGAUAAUAUGAUGAAGAAGAACAAAUUGAUAGUAAAAAAGGAUCAGUUAAAUUUGGAAGAUGGAUUGAAUUGAGCGAUGCAUUUUCUAAGUUUAUUUGUGGAUUAUUCCAAUAUUAGUGAUAGCUUCCUUACUUAAAAUGGUGAAUAUAAAAAUGGUAGAAAAGUUGGAAAAUGGGAUAUUUUUUAUUGCAAUAACAGGAUGUAACUAUCAAAUGAUAAUAUUUUUCUCUUCCUCAAAUAAAAUUGGAUAAUUAAAGUGGUGGUGGAUCAUAUUAUGAUACUCAGGAUUAUGUGUAAGGUGCUUAGAAUUAGAUAAAGAUUGGAAAGUGGAUUGAGUUGAGUGAUGGAUUCUACAAGUAUCAAUUCGAAUAAGUAUUAGUUUGAGCUAAGUCACUUAUGUAGGAGAAUAUAUAGAAGGUAAAAAAGUUGGUAGAUGGGAUAUUUGUUGGAAUUGGGGAGUAGAUCAAAAAAUGUAAUUCUUUAAAAUAUUUUAAUAAACAGAGCUGGAGGAUCAUAUGAUGAUUCUAGAAAGAUUGGGCAGUGGAUAGAAUUAUGUGAUGGAUUUUCAAGGUAAGAUUAUAUGGAUCAUUAAAUUAUUAGAGAUUAUUAAGUCACUUAUACAGGUUCAUAUGAAAAGGGCAGGAAAGUUGGUAGAUGGGAUACUUUAUAUUCAAAUUAAUUAUUGUAUACCAAUUAAAUAUUAUUUUUAAGUGGUGGAGGAUCAUAUGAUGAAAUUCAAGAUUGCUCUGAUAAUGCAGAAAAUUCAAUUAAGACAGGAGAUUGGAUAGAAUUAAGUGAUAGAUUUUAUUGGGAUAAUCAAAUCGCUCUAAAUGGUACAUAUAAAAAUGGUAGAAAAAUUGGUUUAUGGUAUAUGAUUGAUUUAGAUGGAGAUAAAAUAAUGUAAGAUAUUUUAUAAAUUACAUUUUAAGUGAUGAAAUAAAAUAUGAUGGUUGAAAAGAG